AUGGUAUACUGACCGUGGAUAGACAUCGAGGGUCGAUACUGCGGCGCGUCACCACAAGACUCAAGCAUACAGUGCUGUUUGCCAUGCCCGAUACAGCAGUGGAUCUAUCCGACUGGUGCGUUUUCCAUGUUUUUUCCUACUGCAGAAAGCCAGGCCUAGCUGAACACGCACAGAUUGGAUCGAGGACCUGAAGAUUGGCAAUUACCUCGCCGUCAUCUCGACGGUGCUGUGUGUGUUUCUGAUCACCACGAUACUUGUCUUGCCGCCGUCCAGUUAUGCGAUCUCGCCCGCGAGCAUGAGAGGCGCCGCUGUCAAGCACAAGCGAUACACGCACAUUGGGUUGUUGGUCCCCAUACUUCUGAUCUCUCUAGCAUUCUUGAUACCGCUGGGAUCAGACCCGGAUUUGUGCUAUGAUAGCAUAACUCCGAAUCGCCUCCAGGACGACAUGUCCUGUGCCUGGACCGCCAGCCUCCUAGGCGCCGGCGCUCUCGGAGCGACAUUCUGGGUCUUCCUCAAAAUGCUCAACCUGCUCAUCCUCUUCACGAAACAGAGCAAAUCCGUCGACGACAGCCCCAUUCUACGCGUCACCGGCAUCCUCCUCGGCAUCCUCGUGCCCGGCACGCUCCUGACCGUCACCCUAACCGUGACAGGCGCCAGCUACCGCAUCGGCCAGACCUGUCUACCCAACCACGAACACAGCAUUGCCACGCUGUGGUCCUGGCUUCUCGCGUUCUCGGGCGGCUCGCUGGCGUGUUUCUGCGCCACGACGGUGGUCAUUGUGCGCAGACUGCGCAAGUUCAAGAACAUGAAUCGGCGGCAUAUGCGUGAGCGGAGACCGGUGUUGGUCGUGCUCGCUGCGUUUUGGACGCGGUUGUGUGCGUUGUCGGGAUGGAAUCGUGGGGAUACUUCCGCGGGGAGGUUUCCGCAUCCGCAUCCACAUCCUCUUCCGCCGCCGUCACGACAUCACGACACCAAAUCCUUCAUCGAAGACACCAGCACGCACACCCCUCUCACCUCCCCGCAACACCAACAACUACAUGCCCUCCCCGCCUACGGCGGCGGCGACGGCACCUCCCCAACCAAACACAUCUCCCCCAUGCUCCUCAAGCACUACCUCACCAUGCAAUGGCGCAACAUGCUCACCAGCAUCGCCGUCGUCACCCAAGCCAUCUUCUUCACCGUCGUCUUCUGGUCGCAGGACCGCAAACUCGGCAAAAGCGUCUCUCUCGGCGAUGACAGCGCCGAACGCCAGGCCACGGCGCGCUGGAGCAAGUGUCUGGUCGAGAACGUAGGUAGCAGGGAGAGGUGUCUGGCGGAUGCGGCGCAUCUUACCGUCCCGCGUGGGGUCAUCCUGGGCGCGUUCAUUUUGGCUUCGGUGGGUUUUGUUGCGUGCCCUUGCUUUUUUUACACGUCGUUUGUUGCGAACUGUGUAUUGUUAGCUGGCUGGCUGAUUGACUGACUAUCAACGCGCAGAUCUGCGGCAUCCAAGUCUUCGCCCUCGUCUUCCGCGCCAAAAUGCUCGCCGCGUGGGUCCGGUUUUUCGCCAUCAGAUUCCCCGUUUCCAGCACUUCCACCCCUUUAAUUCCCUUUGCCAAAACCCCAUCCCUUUUCACUCCUAUCCCUAUGUCCUCACCCAACUAC
Pseudovirgaria hyperparasitica is the source of this 1641-nucleotide messenger RNA. RefSeq lists its product as uncharacterized. The record is from RefSeq and is a predicted model, not a curated record. The transcript is spliced from 3 exons. Lineage: Eukaryota; Fungi; Ascomycota; Dothideomycetes; Acrospermales; Acrospermaceae. The coding region runs from base 296 to 1459 and encodes 387 amino acids.